Molecule: messenger RNA, 4238 nt
Organism: Pelobates fuscus (common spadefoot toad)
Lineage: Eukaryota; Metazoa; Chordata; Amphibia; Anura; Pelobatidae
Gene: TRIM3
Product: tripartite motif containing 3
Exons: 12
Coding region: 90-2312 (740 amino acids)
Biological process (GO): protein polyubiquitination; proteasome-mediated ubiquitin-dependent protein catabolic process; negative regulation of translation
Molecular function (GO): zinc ion binding; ubiquitin protein ligase activity; translation repressor activity
Source: RefSeq, a predicted model, not a curated record
GUCCGGAGAACAUGGCGGCCGCGGGGAGACCGAGCCAGGCCUGAGAGACACCUACCGAGUGGUGUACCGCGUGCGUGUCGGCCCUCAUCAUGGCGAGUCCUGUGGUGCGUCAGAUUGAUAAACAGUUCCUUAUCUGCAGCAUUUGCCUUGAGCGAUACCAUGUUCCUAAGGUGCUGCCGUGUCUGCACACCUUCUGUGAAAGGUGCUUACAGAGUUAUAUCCCACCGCAAAGCUUGACCCUCUCCUGUCCCGUCUGCCGCCAGACUUCAAUUCUACCAGAACGAGGGGUUUCUGCUCUGCAAAAUAACUUCUUUAUCACAAACUUGAUGGAGGUCUUACAGCGUAGCCCUGAAAGUGGACACCAGGAGCAAAGUGUCCUACAGAGUGAAGGCCACCCGUCUGGAACUCCCUUAUCCUGCCCCAACCACCAGGGAAAGACUAUGGAAUAUUACUGCGGAUCAUGUGAAACCGCAAUGUGCGUCGAGUGUACGGAGGGGGAGCACAGGGAGCAUUGCACUGUUCCCCUUGGGGAUGUUCUAGAGCAACAUAAAGCAUCACUUCGAAGUCAGUUGGAGAGCAUUAAAUCAAGAAUCCCUCAGCUGACCUCUGCCAUUGACCUUGUGAGUGAGAUCAGCCGACAGUUAAGUGAGAGGAAGAGUGCGGCAGUCAAUGAGAUUUGCUCAACCUUCGAAGAGCUGGAGCGAGCUUUGCAGCAUCGAAAGAGUUCCUUACUGCAAGAUCUAGAGACCAUCUGUGUCUCCAAGCAGAAGGUCUUGCAGGCUCAGCUAACAUCACUACGACAGGGCCUGGAUAACAUGGAUAGCAGUGUACGUUUCACAGAGCAAGCACUUGGCCAUGGCUCAGAGACUGAGGUCUUAUUGGUUAGGAAGCAGAUGAGCGAGCGUCUUAGCGAGUUAGGCUCCCGAGAAUUUCCACUGCAUCCACAACAAAACCCACAACUAGAGUUCCGAGUGGAAACCGAUGGACUUCGUCGAUCCUUGCAGAAUCUAGGUGCCCUCCUUACCACCAGUGCCGUGGCCCAUGCUUCAGUAGCCACAGGGGAGGGUCUGCGCCAAGCUCUUGUUGGACACCAAACCUCUGUCACAGUCACUACUAAAGACAAGGAUGGAGAACUGGUUAGAAGUGGCAAUGCCAGCCUGCAGGCCCAGCUAACUGGCCCUGAUGGAGGAGCACAAGAGGGAGAGGUGACUGAUAAUAAGAAUGGCACAUAUGAGGUACUGUACACUCCGCGUCAAGAGGGAGAGCACUUUCUUUCUUUGCGCUUAUAUGGCCAACCUUUGCGAGGGAGCCCCUACAAAGUGCGGGCUGUAAAACCUGGGGAUGUACCGGCUUCACCUGAGGAUGUAAAACGGAGAGUUAAAUCUCCAAGUGGUGGACAUAUACGGCAAAAGGCUGUGAGGCGGCCGUCUAGUAUGUACAGCACAAACAAGAAGAAAGAAAACCCCAUAGAGGAUGAGAUGAUCCUGAGAGUGGGGGCUCGAGGUCGGGACAAAGGAGAAUUUUCCAAUUUACAGGGAAUUUCAGCUUCUGGAAGCAAUCGUAUCGUGGUGGCUGAUAGCAACAACCAGUGCAUACAGGUAUUCUCCAACGAGGGACUGUUUAAACUGCGUUUUGGGGUUCGUGGCAGGUCCCCUGGACAGUUGCAGCGCCCAACGGGAGUAACAGUGGAUAUGAAUGGUGACAUUAUUGUGGCAGAUUAUGACAACCGUUGGGUCAGCAUCUUCUCACCUGAGGGAAAGUUUAAGAACAAAGUGGGAGUUGGGCGUCUCAUGGGCCCUAAAGGAGUGGCUGUGGACCGGAACGGGCAUCUCAUAGUGGUGGAUAACAAGUCCUGCUGCAUCUUCAUCUUCCAGUCUAAUGGCAAACUUGUGGGCAGGUUUGGAGGUCGUGGCCCUGGUGACAAGCAGCAGCCAGGAAGCCUGGACGGGCCACAUUUUGUUGCAGUUAAUAACAAAAAUGAAAUUGUAGUGACAGAUUUUCACAACCACUCGGUCAAGGUUUACAGUGCGGACGGAGAGUUCCUCUUUAAAUUUGGUUCCCAUGGAGAAGGGAACGGACAGUUUAAUGCCCCCACAGGAGUUGCGGUGGAUUCCAAUGGAAACAUUAUAGUGGCUGACUGGGGCAAUAGCAGAAUCCAGGUGUUUGACAGCUCUGGCUCCUUCUUGUCCUAUAUAAAUACCAUGGCAGACCCCCUGUAUGGGCCCCAGGGUUUGGCACUCACCUCUGACGGGCAUGUUGUGGUAGCGGAUUCCGGGAAUCACUGCUUCAAGGUUUACCGCUACCUCCAGUGAUUUGGGGGAGACCGAGAAAGUCCAGCCAGCAUUCUCCUUGCUCUUCUCCUUCUAAUGACGUUCUAUGUCCGCCUGCUCCUGUAUUCAGCCUGAAGUGAUGUUUCCUUCUUGUCUUCUGCAAACCAGCCGUGCCAGCUCAGCUCAUCCUAUUGCCAGAUACAAAGUAUACCCAGCUAUACAAUAUGCCUGAUGUGCCAGGGGAUUUCGCUGCCCAGCUGUUUGUGGAUAGUUUAGCAUUGUCUAGUUGUAUUUGUGACCUUUCUGCCCUAUCCUGACCUUACUCUAUAUAUACUGCCUACCUGCCCAGCAGCUGCCCUCUUACCUCGCUUUGAGCGCCCUCUAGCUUCUGGCGUUAGUAAUGCAGGAGUGUUAUUCCAUCACCAGCCAAGCGGCGCACAUUGGAGCCUGCUGAAUGUCUCUGGUGACGGAUGGUGAGUGCACUUUAACCCUGUAUUGUCAUAGCUUGUUUACAGACUAAGCUCCGCACUCCUGUCAUUGAAUCCAUGGCAUAGAUGGUGGCGGUGGUGAUUACGUCGUAUGGAUUCCUUUGACUCUUUUACCAGUCCCCAUGUGGACCUUUCUAACUGAGAGGCCUGAGAAGAACCUGUAAACAUUGUCCUUCAAGAGGGUUGGCCCUUACACUGGCACUGAUUGGAGGAUCCCCUUGUACGCUGGCACCAAUUGCUUACUUUUCACUGAUUAUACACAGGGUAUGAAGAUGUCCCUCACUAUGUUCUUAGUAAUAACAAUUUAAUCUUGGUCUAAACCCCUAAUCAGGUGCAGAGUCUUACAGGGACAGAUUUAAUCUGAUGAGAGAGGUGGCGGUUGGGACUAUAUGUAUCUUCCAAUGGGAGCCCCAGAAUCUCCCUAACAUAACACAAGGAGUUUAUAUAAAUAUAUCUUCCCAAAGAAAUCACAGGGAGUCCUAUUUGGGGGCCAAGUAUCACAGGGUGUCCUUUAUGGGGGCUAGAGUCACAGGUAUCCUUUGGAGAGCUGCACUUUAUUUAAUUUUAAUUUGUUGUUUAUUUUAAUGUUUUAUUCGCGCCAUGGCAGCACAUUGCAGGGAAGUGUCUGUAGAUGACGCAGAGCAUUGUGGCAUUUUACAAAACUUUUUGUGCCAAAUUCUGCUCAGCAGUGACCGUGCCGUCUCCGUAUGGAGUUUCACAGAAGAAUUGACUCCAGAAAUUCUGGGAUUCAUUAUGGAGUCCGCUCAUUGGUUGUAUCUAUAAUGGUUUGUUUUAUUUUUAUAUAUUUUUUUUUUUUUUUUUUUAUCAUUAAUUUUGCUGUUAUUUUGUACACUGUUUGACAUUUGAUGUCAUGAAUGUAAUUUCCACUCCUUGCAUCAUGCCACGGUCAGAUGCCUGGGACUGAAACGGUGCAGGAGGGGAAUUUAAGUUAUUGCAGCACAAGUUUGGGUUUUAUUUAGAGGUGGAACCUGCUAGGUGAAGGGACAGUGAAAGUGAAGAGACCAAUGGCAUUAGGGAGGGUGUGCUUAAUUUUGGCAGACACAAGGCAAGCUAGUGAUGGGGGGUGCUGGAUCCUGAUGAAAGUAAAAGUAGCGGGAUAGUAGAGUAGGAGGAGUUUGGGAGCGAUCUAGUAGAAGGCAACGCUGGGCCACAGUGCCAGAUGGGAUUGUGAUUGCUAGUAGAAGUGGGCACUGGGAUUCAGCGGAGGAGAUUGGGAGCGAUCUAGUAGAAGGCAACGCUGGGCCACAGUGCCAGAUGGGAUUGUGAUUGCUAGUAGAAGUGGGCACUGGGAUUCAGCGGAGGAGAUUGGGAGCGAUCUAGUAGAAGGCAACGCUGGGCCACAGUGCCAGAUGGGAUUGUGAUUGCUAGUAGAAAUGGGCACUGGGAUUCAGCGGAGGAGAUUGGGAGCGAUCUAGUAGAAGGCAACGCUGGGCCACAGUGCCAGAUGGGAUUGUGAUUG